AUGACAGACAUGAGAGGCUUUCUGUCUCGGGCAUCCGCUGCCCUCAGUCAGCGAAACAUUGUGCGCUUCCGUCUCGGCCCCAUGAAGAUUUACCUCGUGAAGGGGGCAAAAAACGUCCAGACCAUGUUCAAAACCCCGGCUAGCGUCAGCGCCGACAAGUUUCUCCUCAUCGUCAUGGAAGGGCUAAUGGCCGCAGACAGAAACGACCUAGCCAAGUUCGCCAAAGACAAGUCGGGCCGGCUCAAAACAAACGCGACAGAUCCCGCGAAUACACAAACCGGAGACGAAAGCGCGAGCAAGGCGCAGGCAGACCGGUACUGGUACCGUUGGCACCGCAUCCUCCACGAUCAUCUCGUCCAGACGCAGGCGACCAACCUGCUGGCAGCGUCGUACCAGAAACAUUUCUCCGAAUUUCUAGACGACAAUGCGCGUUUUCCUGUCGAGCAGUGGACAGCCAUGAGGCUCCUAGAGUUCACCAAGAAGGACGUGGCCGAGGCGGCCAUAUAUUCACUCUUCGGACCCCGCAUUCUGGAGCUGAACCCCGACUUGCUCCCGCUGCUGUGGGACUUUGACGAAGUUGCGGGCUGUCUGGCCUGGGGCCUCCCUCGAUGGAUGAAUCGUAAAGCCUACCGCCGGCGUAGCCGUUUCCACGCUACGAGCGCUCGCUUCCUGGAUUCCGCGUGGGCCGGCUUCGACUGGAGCGGCCCCGACUCCGAUGCCGACUGGGAGCCGCACUUCGGGUCGCGCAUGAUCCGUGAAGUGGCCAAGUUUUUGGCAGAGGCGGGAUUCUCCCCUGGAUUCCGCGCAGGCUUCGUAGCCACACUCGUAUAUGGCCAAAACGGAAACACUGUGCCCAUCGUUACCUGGUGUAUCAUGGAACUCGUCAAAGACCCAGAGCUGUUUCGCGCGGUGCGUGCCGAAGUACUUACGGCCAUCGUGAUGGAUCCCGAGACACAAAAGCGCGCCGUGGAUUUGCAGGCGCUGCUGCCACUGCCGGUCCUCCAAUCGGUCUACACGGAGGCCUUGCGCAUGCACGUCUCGAUCAACGUCACGAGAGAGAUAAUGGAGCCGAUUGUCCUCGAGGGCCAUAGGCUGGAGAGGGGCGCAAUUCUUCAGGCACCGUCCGAGAUUAUCCAAUACGACGAGAAGAUCUGGUCUGCAGGAGACAGCCACCCUGCAAGCGAGUUUUGGGCAGGACGCCACCUUAAACACGUCAAGUCGACGGACGAAGCUGGGAAUGUAGUUCAAGUCCCACAGUUCGACUUAGCUGGGCGAGUCAAUGACUUCAUUGCCUAUGGCGGCGGUGUUGCCAUGUGUCCAGGACGUUUUUUUGCCAAGAGGGAGAUUAUGAUAACCAUCACCAUGCUUGUGUCGAGGUUUGAUAUGGAGUUUGUUGGCUGGACAACCCUUGACGGAGGACCAUCGGACCGCCCUGCCCGAAACGACGACCGGUGGGCUGGGGGAGCCGCGGUACCACCAGACCGUGACAUGAAAGUGCGGGUGAAGAAGCUGUGGUGA
Messenger RNA from Lasiosphaeria miniovina, 1518 nucleotides. RefSeq names its product cytochrome P450. Gene Ontology annotation, molecular function: steroid hydroxylase activity; heme binding; oxidoreductase activity, acting on paired donors, with incorporation or reduction of molecular oxygen. The record is from RefSeq and is a predicted model, not a curated record. Lineage: Eukaryota; Fungi; Ascomycota; Sordariomycetes; Sordariales; Lasiosphaeriaceae. Bases 1 to 1518 code for a protein of 505 amino acids. The transcript has 4 exons.